UCGAACACGAGUUGGGGUGCGUUGAACUUACUCAUCACUGCUGUGUACCACCACUUCGUCGUCGUCGUCUUCACCGUCGACGAGACACUGCAGACAACGAGCUCUGUACCAAACAAUCUUCUACUGUAACUUAGUCUUUAUCCUUUGUUUCAUUCUUGUUCUCAUAACAGUAACAACGUUGCCAUCCAACUUGGCUUUCUCGCAUUUCUUCCGAGGCUACCUAGCUGUAUAUCGCCAAUUUCCUACUCCCACUCCUUUAUAAUCUUUCUGAAGUCGAACCAGUACAAUGGGCCAAACUCCUUCCAGGAUACAGAUCCGUCGCAAUGGCAUUUCACAAGCGAGAUCUAACCCACCAUUCUCUGAAUCGCAGUCAUCGUCCGAACCUUCAACUUCCGUUCCCACUCCCUCAUCGUCAUCUGUGUCAGAGCCUCAAAUUGCAGAUAUUGCAGAAACAAAACGUAGUCGUCGUACAUCCUUGCCGCACCGCCUUCUUUCAUCGCUUGCUCCCAGGACCUCAACUCCACGCAGCCGGACAGGCAGUUCAGCUACUCAAUCCUCGCAGCGCAAAAAGUGGCGGCUUUCACGACGCAUUUCUAAAUCUCGGACAGCCAAUGACAUUACUGUUGGUGAGGUUGCAGAACCUCAAAACGAACGGAACGGAUCUCAAGAACCCCCUGCGGAUGUAGAGAGCGGUAAGGGUAAGGCGAAAGAGGAUGAAGCUGUGGUUCCGACUACUUCGGGUGGACGAUUGGUUGAACCGGCAUCUGAUAUCUCGCUUCAACCCAUUCCCUCAAUUUCUCGCCAUUGUUCGGAGGACGAUGAGGAUGAAGUCGUCAUUGCUCCAACUUCAGAGUUGAUCGAUCCAUCUCCUCAAGUCCACGUCCCAACCGUAAACCAGAGCGAAGGCCCGCCAUUCAUGCCUCCGAUUGCACCCGCUGGACCUCAGUCUCACGUAGGCACAACUACACAGCCCUCAGGUCGCCAAUUUCCACCUGCGGGAACACUUGUCGUUGUGCAGGGUGUCGUGCAUACCACCGACGUGUCCCGCGCUUCGGAGGUAAAUAUCGCCAAUAACAAUAACUCGAACAAUACGAGUCCCGCGAAUGAUGGCAAUCUGGAACCACCGGGAAUUGCCAGGUCAUCCUCCAUUGCACGCCAACGAUCGUCUUCUACCCCCGGUGAUCGCUUGCGCAAUCGAUUGUCUGGAAUCCUACCCCGCCCUUCCAGCAUGCUGCCAUCUAUACCGCUCAUGUCAGAAGACGGUGCUGCUGCUGAUUAUCCACAACAAUUACCUGUUGACAUGCAGUCAAGUACGGCCUCUCUACCUGUGGGGACGGGCCCUAAUGCAGGAGCUGGUCCGCCAACCUCUGAAACGUCUAGCGCCAACACCGGCUCACUUUCGCCGAGUAGCAUUGAUGUAUUGGGAACGUUGCUCAGUGUCGCAGCAGCGGCAACGGCUGCUUCUCUCCUCACGGGGACUUCCGAGCCUAUUUUUUCUUCUGGACUCGCGCCCUUAUCUCAGUCACCAAAUCAGCCUCCUCCUCAAAGUAUGUCAGAUCGGCCUCUAUCGCCUACACCCACAGGUGACGCUGGGACCUUACGUGAUCGCCUUGGUCUACGCACACCUGGAAUGGGAGCGCCUGGUGCUGAUGAGGGCUCAGGUAGACCCAGUCCCCGCGAUGCACGUGAGCUUCUACUUACGGAGAUGGCCCGGGCUUUCAAUUUGGGUCUUGGUCUAGGGAGACCAGCCUUGCCCGCCGCUGAACCACCCUCCGUCAAUGGAGGUGGGACCAGUGACGUUCCCAUAAUGCCCCCGCCUGGGAGCUUUGAGCGUUUCCUUGUCGAUCUUCAAUCAGAUCUAAGGGUUGCGCUUGCGCAAGACAGUGUCCCUGUUGACGCUGAUAGCGAGGCCAAUGAUGAAGGUGUGGGUGAUGAAGAUAACCAUGAAGGUGAACGCCGUGAGACUGAAGACGUGCCGGACGGUACAAGUGACAACGAGUCUUACGACACCGCCGCAUCCGACAUCGAUGAUAACAUGCCUGAACUUCAGAGCGUUUCUGAUGAGGCGUCUACUAUCUCGGACGCCCACACUGCCCGGGAGAGCCCAGGCACGAACGAUGACAAUCUAGGACAUAGUGAUGAUCCAGAUUUGGAAAUUAAUAACGCCCUGGUCCAUGAUGCCACAGCAACCUUGCCUCGCAUUGCCCACGCUGACACCCUUUCUGGAGAGGCGGGUAUAGACAUAGGGUCACAGGAUGCUUCAUCUGGUUUGUCAGGGUCCCCAACAAGACCUUUAUCAUCUCCUUCUUCAUCUGGUCCCCCAGGUGUGAGUUCUUUGACUGAGUCCUCCACUGUUGCACAAGAGUCUGCUGAGACAGACAUGCCAUUCCGAAUUCCACGUAUCUCAGGUGGUUCUACGUCGCGCACUGAGCACACGCCUAUCAACUGGUGGCGAUUGUACCGUUUCCCUGCUAUCACAGCGCCAGCAAGUCGCAGUACACAGGCGCACACGAUUGUACAGCAAGGAUCUGCCCCACAACCACAACCACUACCACACGUGGACGGCAAUGGGGUACAAAAUACAGGUGGUCCACCAGCCGCUCCGUCUUCACUUCCCUUCACUCCCUCAGAGAUGUCGGAUACUACGCACGCAACGUCAACCGCCGACCUGACCGCUGGAGUGCAGCCGAGUAACGGUAAUGAACAACGUAAUGUCGUCAUUCCUGUCAUCGUCGUGGGGUUGCAAUCAGUGCACGCAGAACGUCAAUCACCUAUGCCUCCACAUCCUCCUCACCACCUUCAUCCUCACGUCCACCAUCAACCACCCGAUUUCGCAGACGAGCGCCCCACCGAAGGAGAUAUGAUGGAUUUAGACUUUGGCAAUGAAUCUGAGAUGUCAUCACCAACCCCUGCCCCUCUUGCUCCAUCAGAGUUUCCACUCGAAGAUACACGACAGUCUCGCGGUCGCUCUUGGCAGUCUCGUGCAGCAGAUGCCAUCAGGAAUUUACGUCCUGGUCGCAGGGCCGCUGUGGCAAGACAGACUGCGUCAGAGCCUCCAGGGUCCAGAACGUUCCUCAUUUAUGUCAUUGGUGGCUACUACCCACCCGAUCACCAAAUCAUCACAGGCGGGAACUUGGAUUCGUUCGAAGCAUUGUGGGAACUGGCCGAGUUACUCGGUCAAGUGAAACCACCCACUGCCUCGAAGGAGGAGAUUGACAAGUCUGGGCUCGAAGUUAUCAAGGCAAAUUCACUUGAGGAGUAUGCAAAGGACGGACGUGUCGCUACUAACUGCGUCGACCGGUGUCUCAUAUGUCUUGAUGACUAUGUGCCGGAUGAUGACCUACGUGUCUUAAGCUGUAAACACGCAUUCCACCAAGGCUGUGUGGAUAAGUGGCUCCAGACAGGAAGGAAUAAUUGUCCUGCCUGCCGUACGAAGGGCGUCGACAAUGAGACCAACCCCUCCACUGAAGCAUCCGCUUCGAGUUCAACCUUGACACCCCAGCCAGCAGGCCGCAUGAUGGCGUGCAUCCUUGAUUAAGCAGUAUUUUUCCUUGUGCCUCAUCUUUUCCCUCAUCUCGAUUGUAACAAACCUUCGCAUCUGAUCUGUCUUGCGAUUCGUGUAGCAAUUUCAUCUCUUCAUCGCUGUUCUUUCUUCAGCUUAUUAUAAUGCUACUGAGUAUCGUCGUCCACACGAUUUAUCCAAC
Suillus subalutaceus is the source of this 3704-nucleotide messenger RNA. RefSeq lists its product as uncharacterized. Gene Ontology annotation, molecular function: ubiquitin protein ligase activity. Bases 287 to 3538 code for a protein of 1083 amino acids. The record is from RefSeq and is a predicted model, not a curated record. Lineage: Eukaryota; Fungi; Basidiomycota; Agaricomycetes; Boletales; Suillaceae. The transcript has 9 exons.